UGUUCAAUGGAAUAGCACAAGUGUAUAAUGAUGUUUAUGAAAAAGAAGCAAGUUUAAUAGUUGUAGCUUUGUUUUAAUCACGUCAAAACAUAAACAAGAGAACAAAUCAAGUAUCUAUAAUCACUCCAUGGUGUAUUCUUUGAUGUAACACGUGUAACACCAUUGUUCCAUGAUCAUUUUGGCGGCAUCGGCUUGUGGCAUCGGCAUUCUCCAUUCUCGGCAAGCAAAGCAAGUAGCAAUAGGCGACUUUUUAAACAAGCAUCGGCCAAAAUUUUGUGGAUAUUAAUAAUUUGUUGAAGAAAUGCCUUGGGUUGUUUUGAGAUUUCCAGAAAGUGAAACAAUUGAGGCAGUACCAGCUAAGUGGUAUGACAAAGCAAACAAACUUUGUAAAUUUCCUCCCGUGGACGAUCAUACUGAGAAGGAGUUAUCCAACUUUAUUAUUGAAGAAUAUGACCCCUUAGAGGAAUGGCCAAUAAAUGAGGCAGUGUUAGAAAGCCAGACAGAAUUUGUACUGUUUAACAAAGCUCACAUUAGAGCUAGUAAAGCGUGCAAUAGCCAGAAUUACAAAUCAGAUAAAGAAACUGUGUUACCACAAAAGAGACCUCCUAAACCAAGGAAAAUAGCGAGCAGUAGUAGUGAGCAGGACUCAGAUGGGUCAGAUCUGGUUUUUGAACAUUCAUUUCCUAAGUCUAAGAAAGAACAACAUGAAAAGUGUACCCCAUCUAAAUCAAGAACUCAUCCAAAUAUUGGAUUAGAAAACAAACAGGAAGUAAAAACCGUGCAAGAAACUUCCAAACCCACACCAACAAAUGCCAAUGCUCAAGAAACUGCAAUUUCAUAUUUAAUAAGAAUAAAAAGAACGUUAGAAUUACAAGAACAAAAACUUAGUGAAAUUGACAGAAAAGUGGAUGAAUUGUCCACUAUAAUCAGAGGGCAACAAAAAAGUACAGAUAUAACUGAUGAUGAAGUUCAUAAGAAAUUACCUCUAUCCACCUUAGAAGAACUAGGAGACGUUGAAAAGCUACUAGAAAAUGCUACAAAUCUAGACAACUUUGUUAUUUACAUGCGUCAGGUGGGAGGUUUUGAUUACAAGGAAAGUGUCAGGAGAUGCUUGAAAAAAAUCUUCAACGAUCAAUUAGCAGUUAUCUACAGUUUUCAAGGUCAUAAGGGGAAAAAUCCCUUUAAUAAGACUCUAAUUUGCACUGCCGUAAUAAAAUCUAUAUUGAAACUACAUAUAGAUUGUACAUCUAAGGAAGUCGAAGUAGCCAUAAGCAAAUGGCUGACAAAAGCCAAAGAGAGGAUGAAGAAAAACGAAGAACACACAAUUAAUUUUAAUUUGGAAAUAAAGAGUUAAUUAAUAUUA
Messenger RNA from Diabrotica virgifera virgifera (western corn rootworm), 1363 nucleotides. RefSeq lists its product as uncharacterized. The transcript has 7 exons. Lineage: Eukaryota; Metazoa; Arthropoda; Insecta; Coleoptera; Chrysomelidae. Bases 302 to 1354 code for a protein of 350 amino acids. The record is from RefSeq and is a predicted model, not a curated record.